AUUGAGCAAUCCCUGAGGUCAAAAUGGACAUGGAACAAAAUAAGUGUAAAAUUGUUAAAAUAACACACCAAGAUCUCAUUGAUGGAGUAAAGAAGCUAUCUUUAGAGCCUCAUAAAGAGAAAACAGGCAGUCUAGAUCGUCGCAGGCGACCAGACAGGGAAAUUUACACACCAGGCGCCUCACGCCUUUCAAAAAGCUCUGAGCAGGACACCCCAAGCCAGGGUAUCGAAUCUCCCAAAAAAGAAAAGACAAGAAAGAAAAGACCAGAUGUUGCGAUAUAUGUACCGAAACCAAGGCAAGAUUCACUGGGAGCUGCAAAGACCAAAGAGGCGGUGCAACCAUCUGCACAACCACCUCCAGCUGCACAACCACCUCCUGCUGCACAACCAUCAAUAGAUAUUCCUACUAGGAAAGUAGACAUUGAGGAUGAUAGGUUGGUGAUCAAUGUUGUCAAUGAAGCAGUUGCGGGAUUUAAUGAGGAUGUCAGUGAAGAGAAAGGGUUGAAAAAAACAGAUGGCUCUCCUUCUGAAAAGGAGUUUGUACAUGGUGCAAGUGGAGAGGAGACUGUUAGCCAUAAACAAGGUGCCAAAAAGACGAGACAAGUUGAAAAACAACGAGAUAAACCAACGACAGCUUCUCCUGAGUCUAAUAAAGUCCACAAAGAAAGGACCGAACAGAGGAAACCAAAGUUUGAAUCAGAUACACACGAUGGUCCUAUUCCUACAAUGGUAUUUGAAAAUACAAAUUUCAACAAUGAAAAGACACAAUUAGAAAACAGUGCAACAAAAUCUAGUAAAAAUAAAUCAUGGAAGAAUAAUAGAUGGCGUCAUUCCUCAGCUGAAAAAGAGGUUGAGAAAGGUGAUAUUCAAGAUGGUGAGAAAAAAAGAAACAACUCUGGAAAUGAUGAACAUAGAGAUUAUAGUGAACACUAUGAAGUUGAAGAUGAUGAGCUUGAAGCCAGACUUAAAGGUAAAGAUGGUGCUGAUGAAGACUUCAGGAAUAGUAAUAGAAAUGGCAACCAUGCCAGGAAAACAAAUAGGAAAAGUGCAACUGGAAAAAAUAAAGCAGCACAUCCAAGUGAUUCUGAAAAAGAUUUAAAAAAGCACUCAAGGGGGAAGGAUUCAGAAAAACAUUCAAAGUACUCAAGGGGGAGAGAUUCUGAAGGGGAUUCAAAGUACUCAAGGGGGAGAAAUUCAGAUGUGGAUUCAAAGUACUCAAGGGGAAGGGAUUCAGAAGGGGAUUUUAAGUACUCAAGGGAGAGGGAUUAUGAAGGGGAUUCAAAGUACUCAAGGGGGAAGAAUUCGGAAAGGGAUAGGACAAACUCAAGGGGUAGGAAUUCUGAAGGGGAUUCAGAACAAUCAAGGAGGAAUGAUUCAGAUAGGGAUUUGAAGUACUCAAGGGGGAAAAUUUCAGAAGGAGAUUUGAAGUACUCAAGGAGGAGGGACUCAGAAGGGGAUUCAAAGUUUUCAAGGGGGAGGGAUUCUGAAGGGGAUUUGAAGUACUCAAGGGGCAGGGAUUCAGAAAGGGACAAAAAGCCUGAUGAUGUACAUAGACAUGAAAAGCGAAGAUUCAGUGAGAAUGAGUCUAGAUCUCAAAAAUGGAGCAAUAAAAAUGAAUA
Owenia fusiformis is the source of this 1618-nucleotide messenger RNA. The record is from the annotation of a GenBank genome assembly. NCBI's taxonomy places the organism in Eukaryota, Metazoa, Annelida, Polychaeta, Sabellida, Oweniidae.